Messenger RNA from Magallana angulata, 906 nucleotides. RefSeq lists its product as uncharacterized. NCBI's taxonomy places the organism in Eukaryota, Metazoa, Mollusca, Bivalvia, Ostreida, Ostreidae. Bases 48 to 710 code for a protein of 220 amino acids. The record is from RefSeq and is a predicted model, not a curated record. The transcript has a single exon.
AUUAUAACAGCGAUACGCUACGACUCCGCUCGUCAGGUGCUUGAGCGAUGGCAACCCAGCUAGAUACACUUGUGCAAAUUGUAGGUCAAGACAAAAAAGAAGAGGUCGUUAGAAUAUGCACUGAACAGAAUUUCGCGGAGGCAGUGUCGUAUGCCUAUGACAAUGUUAUAUCGGUGGACCCCGAGAAAUUGAGUGCUGCAGAGCAUGCAGUAGGUGCACACGAUAAGGAGAGUGAUUACUAUAAACUCUUCAUUGACGAGUUCAACAUGAAAGAGCAUUUCAGCCAGGUGUGUUCACAUCGCAAAUUCGUGAAGAAAGCUUUUUUCAGGGUGCAGAAAUUCUUGGAUCACAUGACCGCGGAGGACGCAGAGCGUCACGACCUGACUAAGUUCACUCUGGCCCAGGGAGUGGGGUACACGGCGCGCUGGGUGCACGGGAUGGACAAUGCGUGCUGGAAGAAGGCGCUACAGCACCACUACGAUCAUGAGCCCCACCACCCCCAGUAUUUUCCGGACGGUAAGAUGGAGGCCAGGUAUUUGGAGGAGAGUUUAGUGGACAUGAUCGGAUCUCGCUGGGAGAGGAAUCUAAACGGGGCCGAGGAGGCGUCCAAUCAGGACCUCGUUGACUUUAACCCAGUUUACCUGUCACGUUACUGUCCAGAGGACUUGGAAAAAGUGAAAGCACUCAUUGAGAAAAUCAAACAGGGGUGAAAUGUGAACUUGAUUUAGUUAUAAAAUAGACAUAUCUUAAGAACAAAUUUUUAUUUUUAAAUUGUUUUUAUUUUUUUAAUUUUAUGCCAGUAUUUAUUUCUUCCCACCACAAUUCUUAGUUUUAAGAAAAAUGCAAUAUAUGUACAGUUAACUAUAUAAUAUGAAUAAAUAUAGAUGUUUCUUUUUUAAUUUAAAA